Molecule: messenger RNA, 861 nt
Organism: Funneliformis caledonium
Lineage: Eukaryota; Fungi; Glomeromycota; Glomeromycetes; Glomerales; Glomeraceae
Source: the annotation of a GenBank genome assembly
AUGUCGUUAAAAACCAUGAGUAGUCUCCAAACCGAUGGAGCAAAUAAAAAGUAUGCAAAAGCAACCAAAAAGAUAAAUUUUUUAGCGAAAUUUGCCAAAUAUUUGGUGAAUAAUCAAAUAGAUUUUCCUAUACGAAUUAUAGCGCUCCUUUCAUUAAUGUAUUUACUUAAAUUUCCCGGAGCAGACAAGUUCUUUCUCCUUCAACAUGAAGAUCCAAAAACGGGACUUUAUAAGAAGGGAAGAGAUGACGUGUAUUUUGUUUUCACGUGGGUUGUUCUUUUUACUUCCUUACGUGCAGCUACAAUGAAAUAUUUAUUGACACCCAUAGCAAAACUUUGUGGAAUAAAGAAAAAUACUCAACGAAUAAGGUUUGCUGAACAAGGAUGGUCAUUUUUAUAUUAUUCCAUUUUCUGGACACUUGGUAUGUAUGUAAUGUCCAAAUCACCUUAUUGGUUUGAUACCACAUAUUUUUGGAAAGGUUAUCCACAUAUUGAAAUGUCGGGCCUUUUCAAGUGGUAUUAUCUGGUGCAAUUAGCUUUUUGGAUUCAACAAGUUUUCGUCAUUAAUAUUGAAAAGAGACGAAAAGAUUUUGUCGAAAUGGUGGCCCAUCAUGCGAUUACCAUCUCAUUGAUUUAUUUUUCUUAUUUAAUGAACUUUACUCGAAUUGGAAAUGCUGUUUUAUGUACUAUGGAUUUUGUGGACCUUAUAUUACCAGCAUUAAUUUAUUUUUGGUUUUAUUUGAUUUGUCGUGUCGCGUAUCGAGUAAUCAAGGGGGAUAAUGCACAUGAUAAUCGAAGUGAUUCUGAAUGGGAAGAAACCGAAGCAAAUACUAAUUUUGCAAAAGAGAUAAAGAACGAAUAA